Molecule: messenger RNA, 3294 nt
Organism: Nothoprocta perdicaria
Lineage: Eukaryota; Metazoa; Chordata; Aves; Tinamiformes; Tinamidae
Gene: CLINT1
Product: clathrin interactor 1
Exons: 12
Coding region: 11-1957 (648 amino acids)
Biological process (GO): endocytosis
Cellular component (GO): clathrin vesicle coat; plasma membrane; endosome
Molecular function (GO): phospholipid binding; clathrin binding
Source: RefSeq, a predicted model, not a curated record
GGUCGGCACCAUGCUCAACAUGUGGAAAGUGCGGGAGCUGGUGGACAAGGCCACCAAUGUGGUUAUGAAUUAUUCAGAAAUCGAGUCUAAGGUUCGAGAAGCAACCAAUGAUGAUCCGUGGGGACCUUCAGGGCAACUCAUGGGAGAGAUUGCCAAGGCUACGUUUAUGUACGAACAGUUUCCAGAACUGAUGAACAUGCUUUGGACUAGAAUGUUGAAAGACAAUAAAAAAAACUGGCGGAGAGUUUAUAAGUCUUUGCUGCUCCUAGCUUACCUCAUAAGGAAUGGAUCAGAGCGUGUUGUUACAAGUGCCAGAGAACACAUUUAUGAUUUGCGAUCCCUGGAAAAUUACCACUUUGUAGAUGAAAAUGGCAAAGACCAGGGUAUAAAUAUACGCCAGAAGGUAAAAGAAAUGGUUGAAUUUGCUCAAGAUGAUGAUCGUCUUCGGGAAGAGAGAAAGAAAGCAAAGAAGAACAAAGACAAAUACAUUGGGGUUUCUUCGGACAGUGUUGGAGGGUUCAGAUACAGUGAAAGAUAUGAUCCUGAGCCCAAAUCAAAAUGGGAUGAAGACUGGGAUAAAAAAACUGCUUUUCCAUUCAGUGAUAAACUAGGUGAGCUAAGCGACAAAAUCGGAAGCAGAAUUGAUGACACCAUCAGCAAGUUCCGAAGGAAAGAUAGAGAAGACUCUCCAGAAAGGUGCAGUGACAGUGAUGAGGAAAAGUCAAGAAGAGGUAAAUCUCCCAAAGCAGAGUUUAAAGAUGAAGAGGAGAUUGUAACAACCAAACAUAUCCACAUUACACAGGCUACAGAAACUACCACUACUAGACAAAAACGCACAGCAAAUCCUUCCAAAACCAUUGACUUGGGAGCAGCAGCGCAUUAUACAGGGGAUAAAGCAAGUCCCGAACAAAAUGCUGCUCACACUGCACAGCCCGCAGGAAAGGCUUCUGCACCCUCUAGCAGCCAGUCAUCUAAAGACUUGGUCGAUCUGUUGUUUGAUGGAGCCAGUCAGCCAGUUUCAACAGGUGGAUUAACUGACCCGUUUGGAGGAUUUGCUGAUUUUAGCUCACCUGCUGCUUCAGCAAGUUUCCCAUCAUCACAAGGYACAGCAACAAGUGGAAAUGGAGACUUUGGUGACUGGAGUGCCUUCAACCAAGCUUCUCCUUGUCCCAGUGCUUCGUCUGGAGAGUUCUUUGGUGGCCCUUCACAGCAGCCAGCCGUGGAGCUCCUAGGGAGCUCUCAGCCAGCCUCUGCCCAGCCUCCAACCGCUUCGAAUUCUGCUGAUCUGUUUGACUUGAUGGGCCCCUCCCAGGCAACCAUGACCUCCUCACAAAGCAUGAAUUUCUCUAUGAUGAGCUCUAAUGCUGUGGGCAUCAGUUUACCCAUGUCAAGGUCACAGCCUCUGCAAAGUGUGAACACGAUGAUGCCGAAGCCUAACCCUCUUUAUAACCCAAGCACAGAGAUGGUCCAGAAAAACGCAAGCAAAACUUUACCCUCAACUUGGUCAGAUCCUAGCGUAAAUAUCAGUUUGGACAAUUUAGUACCUGGGAUGCAGCCUUCCAAACCUCAGCAGCCAUCGCUUAAUACCAUGAUGCAGCAACAAAAUAUGCAACAACCUAUGAAUGUCAUGACUCAAAACUUUGCAGCCGUGAACCUCAAUCCUCAACCUAAUAUGAUGCCUGUUCGACCCCAGACAAGCCCGUUGAUGGGAGGGCCCCUUCCUGUGGGCAUGGGAAUGCCCGGGGUGAUGACAGGUACGAUGGGGAUGGCCUCCAUAGGACCUACACCAAUGAUGAACCAGGGAAUGUUGGGAAUAAACAUGGGAGUGCCGGCUUCCGGAAUGGGUUUGACAGGCACAAUAGGAAUCCCCAAUAUCGCUAUGACCUCUGCUAUGACUCCUGGGACUGUACAACCCAAGCAAGAUGCCUUUGCAAAUUUUGCCAAUUUUAGCAAAUAAAGAUUGUAAACAAUAAAAUAUGGGCAGACUGAAUGAAGGAUUUUUAGCUGCACAAACAUAGCUGGGAAGGGAUGGAAAAAAAAACCACCAAUCAAUACCUUUUUUUCCUUUAUCAGUUACUUUAAGUAUCUACGUAAAGAACCAAAAGCUAUUUUCUAAAAGUUUWAAAAAAAAAAGUAUUCAAAUUUUGGAGAGAUGAAAGGUUCUUCUGAGGAAUGUUAGAUGAUUUUGCAAAAUARUUUGUAUUGAGACCAUCAAAAGCCUUUCCUAGGUAGAAGAACCAAUUUUAAUGUUGAAACUUGAUGGAAGACUGGAAUGGGGGUUGGGUAAAAGUGUUGAAAUCUAAUUUUAUACUUUUCUUUUUUUCUUGAGGAGCUUGACUUUCUUUUUUUUCUGCCCUUCUCCCUGAUUGCUUUGUCAUAAUUGGAUCAUUCCUUUUACUACCACUCUGAAUCCACAAGUGAAGUCACUCUAAUGCUAUGAUCAGUUUUUUAUAAGAAUAUAUAUUUUUGUCCAAAAAUGGCUUACUUAUGUGAUUAUGGCUAAUUCAAAGGGACCUGGAAUGUAUAUAUACACUUUUGCUAAUGUUCCAGCCACACUGCUAUAUUAUCCAAACUUUUAUUGUAAAAAUUCAGCAAUUUGAAUCAACACAUUUCUGGGGCUCUACAUGCCUCUGCUGUUCUAACUCAUAUCCAGUGCAGGUCUGGGAGAAGCUUUAUCCAAGACUGCUGUAAGGUUUCCUUUCAGAAAAUGCCAGAAAAUGCAUUUUUUUCCAGUUCUUCUUACAGUGGCACUUAGUGUCCUUUUUAACACCAAUAUCCCUAGGGGUCACUAUAACCCUAUGGAGUUUACAGGGUCAGGAGCAGACAAAAGGCAAAAAUAUUUAUUUUUUGCAUCAUUACCAAGGAAAAAAAAAUAAGGUGAAUUACAUUGUGUUAAGUUAUAUCAAUCUAUAAACCUACUUAAUCCAACAGCAUUGGAUCUUAGCUUUUAUACAACAUUUGGUGAUCCUUUUGUGUAAAUAUGGCAUUAGCAGCUGUGGAAUCCAAUAGAGGAGUAAAAUAUAUAUAUAUUAUUAAAGGAAACCUGUAGCAGUCACAGAUUUUACUGAUUUAAUGAAAACAAAAGAAUGAAUUAAGGUUUUGGGUUUUGUUUUUGUUUUUCCUUCUGUAAUUCUGUGUUUAAGUUCACAUGAAUCAUGAUUCUAGAAUCUGGAAUACAAAGACUUUCUAUUCACAAGCUGGGAAUAUUACUAAGACUAUAAGCACUAUACUAUAGGUAUGAAAUUUAUUGCCUCUCUUUUCUUAUGUUGGAUUUCUUUUUUAUUAUUAAAUUGA